Rangifer tarandus platyrhynchus (Svalbard reindeer) is the source of this 1707-nucleotide messenger RNA. NCBI's taxonomy places the organism in Eukaryota, Metazoa, Chordata, Mammalia, Artiodactyla, Cervidae. The record is from the annotation of a GenBank genome assembly.
AUGGAAGAACAGGUGUUUAAGGGGGACCCGGACACCCCUCAUUCCAUCUCCUUCUCGGGCAGUGGGUUCCUCUCCUUCUACCAGGCCGGGGCAGUGGACGCCCUUCGGGACCUGGCCCCCCGGAUGCUGGAAACAACCCAUCGCUUUGCUGGGACGUCAGCAGGUGCGGUGGUGGCAGCCUUGGUGAUCUGUGGGAUCGAAAUGGAUGAAUACCUUCGAGUCCUCAAUGUGGGUGUGGCCGAGGUGAAGAAGUCCUUCUUGGGGCCCUUAUCGCCAUCCUGUAAGAUGGUGCAGAUGAUGAGGCAGUUUCUGUACCGUGUCCUGCCUGAGGACUCCUAUAAGGUCACCACCGGGAAGCUCCACGUGGCCCUCACCCGGUUCACGGAUGGAGAGAGUGUGGUGGUUUCGGAGUAUACGUCCAAGGAAGAGCUCAUUGAGGCCCUGUAUUGCAGCUGCUUCGUCCCGGUGUACUGCGGCCUUAUUCCUCCAACUUACCGUGGCGUGCGGUACAUCGACGGGGGCUUCACCGGCAUGCAGCCCUGUUCCUUCUGGACCGACUCCAUCACCAUCUCCACCUUCAGCGGGCAGCAGGACAUCUGCCCGCGGGACUGCCCUGCCAUCUUCCAUGAUUUCCGCCUGUUCAACUGCUCCUUCCAGUUCUCCCUGGAGAACAUUGCCAGGAUGACCCAUGCCCUGUUCCCCCCAGACCUGAUGAUCCUCCACGAUUAUUACUACCGAGGGUAUGAAGAUGCUGUUUUGUACUUGAGGAGGCUGAAUGCUGCUUAUCUUAAUUCUCCUUCCAAGAGAGUGAUUUUCCCCCGGGUAGAAGUGUACUGCCAGAUAGAACUCGCCCUUGGCAACGAGUGUCCUGAACGCUGUCAGCUGAGCCUCCAAAGAGAGCCGGCCAGUCCAGAAGAAUCCAGACAACUUCAUACACAGUGGGCUCCCGAAGGGGAUGAAAGGGGUGGCCGUAGUCCACCUCUGUCCCCACCCCUGCAGGCACCCGAAUCCACAGGUGACUGGCCUGUGGAGUCACCUGUUUCAUCACCUACAUCGCCAGCAGCCUCAUCACCAUCACGUUCUCCAGCUGACUUGCCACCUGCGUCACUCCCAGCUGUGCACUUACUCCCCAGCUCAACACCUGGGCUGUCACCUGUAUCACCAUCACAGCAGAUACAACCGACUGGAUCUCCACCCCAGUCCCCACCGCCCCAGGCAUCUGCGUCACCCAGGCCAUCCCUGGGGCCUUCCACUGUGCGGGCACCUCCAACGCUGCCCAGAUAUUCUUCUUCAGCAUCACCUGCACAGCCACCUGCGGAGGCACUGGGCCCAGAACAGCCCCAAGCUCCCUUUGCCUCUUCAAAUUCGAAAAGCACCGUGCCUCUGGCUAAUGUGAAGGAAGCCGCCAGCAAACCUCACUCAGUGGAGAGCCCUGCUGAAGAGUCCAACUGGGUGAGCAAGGUGUUCAAGAAGAACAAACAAAAGACAGAUGGCCCCAGGAAAGGCUCCUUCAGACAUCCACGGACCAAGACAACAGGCCGCAAAGCGCAGUCUGCCCCCUGCCCACUUGACUUCUCUCUGAUCUCCACCUCCGAAACAGUUUGGGUCGCCUACAGGCCUCAUCCCAGCCGGAUCCAGGAAUACAGCCGCCCUGAGGAAACUGUGAGCUGGGAGAGGAAACUUGAGCUGAAACGGGAGAGAACCUGA